This is a messenger RNA of Ostertagia ostertagi, 603 nucleotides long. Lineage: Eukaryota; Metazoa; Nematoda; Chromadorea; Rhabditida; Trichostrongylidae. The record is from the annotation of a GenBank genome assembly.
AUGGACCUAUGUUGCACCUAUGAUCUCAUGUCGUCACAGCUUUCUGUAUCCGUUCUCAAUGGCUGUCUAUACGCUAUCGGAGGACUCGAUGAGGAAUUGAUUCAGUAUACUGUGGAAAGACUUGAUCCACGAGUUGGUAAAUGGGAAUUCGUUUGUCAGUUACCAAUACAUCGAAGUCAUUUGGGGUCAGCAGUGCUCAAUGGCUACUUGUAUGCAGUGGGAGGUCAGAACAGCCAGAAACAACCAAUGGGCUCUGUUGAGAAAUACGAUCCGCGCACCAAUGAAUGGAUUGCUGUGGUUGAAUUGAAGAGCAAGCGAUCUGGUGUACGAACAGCAGUUGUCAAUGAAAAGCUGUAUGCUGUUGGCGGCUUCGAUGGUGUUACUCACCUAGCGACCGUCGAAGUUUUCGAUACUGAGGGCAAAUCAGUGGAUAAUUCACAGUUGCAUGAACAAUGGACGAUCUGGGGGAGGUGUAGGUGUAGUCCGAAUGCUGUAGCAGAUUUUGCUGUGGCGAUCUUAUUACAAUCCAGGGAUUCAGCAUUUUCUCUCCCUCACUACCCUCCAAAUCUUGCGUAUUGUAAGCUCACACAUUGUGAAUCGUGA